GCAGUAGGGGAAGGGCCAGCAAGAAAGCCACAAGGAAAUCUUUUUCAUAAUGGACGCAGUCGCAAGAAAGUCCAAAAAUUGGAUAAAUGAGCGAAACCAACCGCCGCCUGGAUCUAGAACAGAGCGAGGAAUUUGAGCGGGAAAUCGCUUUUCCGCCUGCGGCCUAGCAGGGCUGGCGGCGUCGCCAAAAAGAAAGGACCGGAACGUGCCGUGCGUUGCUUGGCGGCGGCUCCUGCGGCGCCCUUCUUAAGUCAGGGUCCGGCGCCAAAGGGACGGGAGUGGAGCAGGAAGAAGCUAUGACCAACAUUUCAAGCCACCAUUCUAUUUUUGAGUAGACUUAUUCGUCCAACAUUAUCAGGAUGCUGGGUGCAUGUGGCAUGCAGAAAUGUCACCAAGAAAUUCUCAGAAAGAACCGUGUAUCCCUAGCAAGUCAACUAGUAUUGAAGGAACUAAUGGAACAUCUUAUAGAAAAAGAUAUUAUCACGGAAACAAUGAUGGAGAUGAUACAGGCGAAGUCUGGAAAUUUUAGCCAAAACAUAGAAUUCUUGAAUUUGCUUCCGAAGAGGGGCCCCAAAGCCUUUUCAGCCUUUUGUGAAGCUUUACGAGAAACUAAACAACAGCACUUGGAAGAAAUGCUCUUGAACAGUAUCCCCUGCCAUAGGACUGAGGCUGUAAAGCGACCUCAUUGCUAUGAGCAAAGUUUCCCGUUUUCAGUGCCUGAAUCCUGUGUAUCCCAGAAAAGACUAUAUCACAAUAAUGCAGUGCCUAUGGAGCAUUCUUUAGAUGAUGGAGAUGGCCCUCACUAUUCUCAGGUGAAACCAUGCACUCUAGAAUUUUAUCGCACGCAUGCACACUUGGCGUACAAGUUGAAAUCACGCCCACGAGGCCUGGCUCUUAUCCUUAGCAAUGUGAAUUUCAGCAAUGAGACAGAUCUAGAGUUGCGUUCUGGAGGAAAAGUGGACAAUGCUGCUCUAGAUAUACUCUUCAAGCAUCUUGGAUACCAGGUGGUUGUAAAACAUGAUCAGACUGCACAGGAAAUGAAAGAACAGUUGGAAAUUUUUUCCAAGCAUCCAGUUCAUCAAAACGUAGACUCCUGCAUAGUAUCACUUCUUUCGCAUGGCAUAGAGGGUGGAGUCUACGGAGUGGAUGGGAAGCUACUUCAGCUGCAGGAAAUUUUCAGUCUUUUUGACAAUGCGAAUUGUCCUAGUCUUCAGAAUAAGCCUAAAAUGUUCUUCAUCCAGGCAUGUCGGGGAGAUGAAACAGACCGUGGAGUGGAUCAGAUAGAUGGGAAUGACCGGGCCAAUUCUCCUGGUUGUGAAGAGAGUGAUGCCAACAAGAAGGAAAAUCCUAAAUUACGCCUCCCCACCUGCUCUGAUAUGAUCUGUGGAUAUGCCUGCCUGAAAGGUACAGCUGCUAUGAGAAAUACCAAACGUGGAUCAUGGUAUAUAGAAGCUCUCACUUCUGUGUUUGCUGAGGAUGCCAGAAACAUGCAUGUGGCUGACAUGCUAGUCAAGGUGAACAGAUUGAUCAAACACCGUGAAGGCCAUGCCCCUGGCACAGAGUUUCAUCGUUGUAAGGAGAUGUCAGAGUACUGUAGCACUCUCUGCCAAGACCUUUACCUAUUUCCAGGGAUAGUUGCUGAGAAUUAAUUCUAUUGUUCUUUUGGCAAUGAAAUCCUUUUCCUGUUCCUCUUCAGCAUUCAUGAAAUACCUAUACAGUUGUGUGUAUAUGUUUAUGAUCCACAGUACCUUCCUUCAUGGCUGUAAGAUGAAUUAAAACUUUGUAUGACAGUGAAAAUUUGACUGAUGAGCAAUGGCAUAUGCUAUUUGCUUUUUGUUUUUUUAAAAAAACCUGAGAUAUCCUAAGCUAUAACCUGUAAGUAAAUAAUGCCUGGCCAUGCCAAAUUUCUUACACUGUGUGCAGAGUUUGCUAAAAUUACUCUUUAGAGUAAGAUUUGGCCAUUGUUCCGGGGUUUUUCUCCCCAUGUGCUAAAAACAGAUUGAUGGGGAGCACUUUAAUGAUUUUAUGUGAGUGUGGAAAAUGUGAGUUUGAAAUUUCAUGUAAUUAUUUUUAUAAAGGAAAAGAGAUAAAACAUUUUUUAAAAAGUUACAUGUUGAAUUCUUUUUUAAUUUGAAUUGAUGUUUGGUUGCCCACAGCAGUAGCCUUGAAAAGGAACCUUAACUCCAAAAAUGGAGGCUUUGCAGACUAUGAAGGCCAAGUUAGAAUGGCAGGCCAAUACUAAUGUUGCUUUAUGCGUAUAGAUAUUCAAGCAGUCACUAGUUUUUGUUACAAAAAUUUUAAUAUAUGCUUGCUGGUUGCAAUAUUUCCUUCAGUGAAAUUUGAUCAUUCUUGUAGAAAAUUGAGAGCAGGACUUGGAAAUAAUCACAGUGGUUUUUCAUUCUCCAAGAUACUUCUGGUUACAUAAAACUGUAUGUUUCUAAGAUGUAAUAGCUUUAGCUUAUGAUUCCAAGUGUUUAUAAUAUUUCUAUUGUGCAUAAUACUAUCUGUUUAUCUAAUACUGAUUUGAAGUUAUACUGAAGACUUCACUAGACAACAUAAGUACUGUAUGCUGCCAUGGAUUAACCUACCUUUAUCCUGUUUUGAUUGCCUGUUCUUUUAAUGUAGAACAGGAAAUAUUUUGCUCUUUUGCUUGUAAGGAUUCCUGGACAGGCACAGGAUAGAAAGUAGAGAGGAAGACUUUAAACUCAUCAUUUUUCAGAAUCUAGUUCUACUACUGUAAAUGGCCCCUUGGGUGGGACCUAUCAUGUCUUUGACUUUCCAGUGGUCUUUGGAAAUAAAGGACAACAAGACGCAUAUCAAGUUUUCUUGAUAUGUGUGAAUAUACUCAUAUUGUAUACUGUAUUGUUAUGUUAGUAACAUAACAAUACAGGCACUCAGUAGCUCCAGUAAUUAGAUUGGUAGCCCCUGGAUUUGCUGCAGUGCUUGAGAAAUAGCUCUCUUUCCUCUAUUUAAAUUGAGAUUUUUGAAAAUACAUUUGGAAUAUUUUGUGCUCUUUUAAAGAAAAACUUAUUUUUGUAUUUUUUUAAAAAAAGCGUUUCUGCAACCAAAGUGACAAGUUUUUAAAAUCACUGCCUAUAUAUUGUAUAUAAAUUGCUUUGAUAUAUGCCAAAAUAAAAAGUAAUCUCAUUUUCCUA
Messenger RNA from Pantherophis guttatus, 3155 nucleotides. RefSeq names its product caspase 2 (gene CASP2). Gene Ontology annotation, biological process: proteolysis; regulation of apoptotic process. Gene Ontology annotation, molecular function: cysteine-type endopeptidase activity. The record is from RefSeq and is a predicted model, not a curated record. NCBI's taxonomy places the organism in Eukaryota, Metazoa, Chordata, Lepidosauria, Squamata, Colubridae.